This is a messenger RNA of Penicillium verhagenii, 1329 nucleotides long. RefSeq names its product NCBP3 domain-containing protein. The coding region runs from base 1 to 1329 and encodes 442 amino acids. The record is from RefSeq and is a predicted model, not a curated record. The transcript has 2 exons. Gene Ontology annotation, molecular function: mRNA binding; RNA 7-methylguanosine cap binding. Gene Ontology annotation, cellular component: cytosol; nucleus. Lineage: Eukaryota; Fungi; Ascomycota; Eurotiomycetes; Eurotiales; Aspergillaceae.
AUGGCGGCUGUGCCCUUGGACUCUACAACUCAGGCACCCACCGACGCCAUCAUGGACAUCGAUAUGGAUCUCGACCUAGGCCCGGAGCCCGAACCCGAACCCGAAAUCGAGCUCAUCCACACCGAGAACACCGUGCAAGAGACCUUCAUCGAACCAAACUCAGAAGAAGCCGUAUACGAGAAAGUCCACGUACGCGGCGUGGACGAAUUAUCAACCGACAACAUCAAGCAAUUUGCGACCAGUCACUUCGAACACGAAGUACCUUCACGGGUUGAAUGGAUCGAUGAUACCUCCGCUAAUCUCAUAUACUCCUCUGCCGAUGUGGGCCUUCAGGCCCUCCUGGCUUUGACGCAGGUCAACGAGGAAGAAGAUGCUUCCUCCCUGCCACCUUUACGUCUCCGGUCGGCCAAGCUCCUCGCAAGCCAUCCAGACUCCGUUCUCCAAGUGCGAUCUGCCGUCAAAUCAGACCGGAAGCAAGCACGUGCGUACGAAAAGAGUCGCUUCUACCUCAUGCACCCCGAACACGACCCGCGCGAACGCCUGCGAGAAGAGCUCACGGAGAGAAGGCAACGAGGAGACACAAAUGAUGGCGAUUAUAGGCGUCGUCGAUUCGACGACAAGGAAUUGGGCCGACGACGAGACCGCGAUGGCGACGACCUCUUCAGCGCCAACAUGUAUGAUGACCAGCCUGAGAACCGCUCGGACUUGGGGCAUAACCACUCCGACCGAAGACAGCGAGGACAACGGGAAUUGUUCCCAAGCGAUGACCGGGCGUCCGGACGACUGCGCAACCGCAGUGCCUCUCCUGGCAGAGAUACUCUCGAGGAGGGCAGCCGUGUCGAUCGAAACCCCGACACUCGCAGAAGAUUCCGUGAGCGAUCGCCCCAGCUUGGACGUCAGAAUAAAGGCAAGGAGCUUUUCCCAGCCGAGGCCGGGGCCCGCGAAUUGUUUCCCAACAAGCCUGCGUCGAGUUAUAUCAAAAAGGAACUAUUCCCCAGCAAACCGAGCGGCCAUCGCCGAUCUGAUGCCUUUGAUGCUACAGACGAGUCUGCGACUUCUCUCGGACGAAGAAUCACCGCUCCCCAGGCCGAUUCUGACUCCGACCAGCGUAUUCGUAGAAUAGCCAAAGACGAAGAUCAAGGCUUUGCGAUUCGAGGUGGUGGCGGAGGCAUUCAAAUCAAGGGACGAGCCGCAUCAGUUCGUGAACUGUUUCCAUCCAAGUACCAAAACCAGGCGGAUCAGUCGGCCAAUGCAGGAAAGGAGCUUUUCUCGGAUACACUAGAUGGACGCGGAGGACGCCGACGAAGGGCGGAGGACAUGAUGAACUGA